Messenger RNA from Suillus fuscotomentosus, 4523 nucleotides. RefSeq lists its product as uncharacterized. The record is from RefSeq and is a predicted model, not a curated record. Gene Ontology annotation, molecular function: protein binding. NCBI's taxonomy places the organism in Eukaryota, Fungi, Basidiomycota, Agaricomycetes, Boletales, Suillaceae. The transcript is spliced from 21 exons. Bases 36 to 4376 code for a protein of 1446 amino acids. Gene Ontology annotation, biological process: Golgi to vacuole transport; Golgi to endosome transport; protein targeting to vacuole. Gene Ontology annotation, cellular component: Golgi apparatus; membrane.
CGCCCGAAAUGGUACAGCCGGUUGUGUGGCUGUGAAUGACAGCCGUCACUUUGGCGCGGGCUGCGGGAGCAAGGGAACUGCUGAGCUGUGCACGUAACAUACAACGUGCACUACACAUUUCUUCAUCCACAACGUCCUGCAUGGCUCCUUGGCACAGGACAGCCGCUUUUAUAUGGUCAACACUUGCUUUUCUUCUUUAUUUUGGUUACACGUCUGCUGCUGAUCCAGAACAUGCCAUAAACUACUUCAACAAUGCACCAACUCGGUUGUUCUUUUUCGACGAUACGACUAGUGUGAUAUACCAUGAUGCUAUCUUUGGAGAUAUACAUGUCUCUCAAGACGAAGGCAAGACCUGGAAACGCGCAGAUGACAUACCACCUGGGGAGGCUGCAAUGUUUAUGGAGCACCCAUUCAACAACCGCGUGGCAUUCGUAUUAACAAACUCCUACACGCAUUACCGCACAGACGACCGCGGAAAGUCAUGGCGCACGUUCAAUGUCCCCGAGCUAGUGGCCUAUGUCCAAAAACCACUCUCAUUCCACUCGGAUCCCAAAAAGUGGCAGUACACCCUCUUCCAGGCCACUAAAUGUGACCAAAUUCCCUGGGGAGAACAAUGUCGAGACGUGACAUACUACAGCAAAGAUGGAUUUGCCUCAUCACCACAACUUCUCCUAGAGGACGUCUCCCGUUGCCAAUUCGCUCACAGUAGUAAGGAUUUCAAACAUGACGCUCACGAGGACCUCGUCUACUGCGUCGCUUAUGACUCUUCCGCUACGGCUGGCUCGCACAACAUCGCAAGCAGUCGUCUGUACUCCAGCACAGACUUUUUUGCCACCAAGCAGAACGAAGACCUUGGCAUCGGCAAGAAUGCCAAGGGUGUCGUGGCAUUUGCAAUCGUGUCCAAGUUUGCCGUGGUUGCGCUCAAGGACUUGACGCCCGGCAGCGAGGGUGACAUGCUGUUAUAUGUUACUGUGAACACCAAAGAAUGGGCCAAGGCACAUUUCCCACAUGCCUCCCAGGCUCGCUUGCGGGAGAACGCAUACACCAUUGUCGAGUCUACAGUUCACUCUCUAGCAGUAGAUGUCGUCUUGCACGACAUAACCACUGUCGGUACCCUGUUUGUCAGCAACUCCAACGGCACCUACUUUGUGGAGAGCUUGAUGAACACGAACAGAAACAUGAUGGGGUAUGUCGACUACGAGACCAUAUAUGGCGUUGAGGGUGUUGGUAUUUCCAACGUCGUCGCUAAUGCGCAAGAUGUUGAGAGGCAGAUGGCAGCCAAGCAAUUACGGUCGGUCAUCACAUUUGAUGACGGUAGCUCAUGGGAUUCCCUUGUCGCUCCUAGCGGUACCUGCUCCUCCGAAUCAUGUUCGCUGCACUUGCACUCAGUAACAGACAUGCACAACUAUGGCCCCGUUUUCUCGUCCCCCGCUCCUGGCUUCGUCAUGGGCGUGGGUUCCGUUGGAAAAGCGCUUGCGCCAUACGAUGAGAGCAAUACCUACAUGAGCAAGGACGCCGGCCUGACAUGGACUAUGGUCCGCGAAGGUGCAUCUCAAUACGAAUUUGGCGAUUCUGGAAGUGUCAUCGUCGUCGUCGACGACGAGCAACCUACCAACUCUAUCAUGUACUCCACGGACAUGGGCCAGACCUGGAACACAUACGAUUUCCUCCUCCUCGGCCAGGUCGUGAGGCAGUCCCCACAGUCCAAUGAAGGCCGUAACGCUGCCAUCUACCUCGACUUCGCUGCCCUUGGGCGCCCACAGUGUGGUCCCAAUGACAAGGAAUCAUGGUAUGCAAGAGCCAAUACCAAAUCAGAGUGCAUCAUGGGUGCCAAGCAAUGGUACACCAGGCGCAAGGCUGAUGCGGAUUGCUACAUGGGUGAGAAGUUCCAUGAUCCGGAAGUUCAUGAUGAUAAGUGCCCAUGCGAGGAACAUGAUUAUGAGUGUGACUAUAACUAUGUGCGGAGUGAUGAUAAAUGUGUGCCUUCGGGCCCAGAGCGCAUACCCAGUACCCAGUGUACCCUUGGGACGCCCGGCGAAACGUACAUGGGUUCAUCAGGAUAUCGCAAGAUCCCUGGGAACAAGUGUGAAGGUGGCUCUCGCAUGGACGAGCCCAUGUCUAAAGACUGUUCCGGAGACUGUCAUCCAUUCGCUAGUGAUAUUGUACAGAGCGAGUUUUUCAAGGACUCGAAGACCGUCCUUGUCCGUCUUGCCGACUUCACAAUAUGGCAAUCUAGUAACGAGGGUUACACAUGGGAACAAAAGUUCCCAGAGGAGCGUUUCCUAGUGUUCUAUAUGCACACACACACCGACGACCGCGCAUACCUUAUCACCGAUUCCAAGAGGUUUUACUAUACAACAGACACUGGCCGCUACUGGCACCCUUCCGAAGCGCCUUCGCCUCCCAACACCUUCGGGGCCCAAGUGGUCCGCUUCCAGCCUAAGUCCGAGUAUCUCAUCUGGAUCGGUAAUGUGGACUGCCAAUCAGGGUAUCAAAACUGUCGCGCGCAGGCUCAGUACACAUGGAACAAUGGACGGGAUUGGCGGUUGGUGGAGGACUAUGUCGUCAACUGUGACUGGGCGCGCGAUGAGGAGCUGCGGAUCGAUUCAUCUCAGAUCCUAUGCGAGUCGUAUGCGGACAAACAGGGCUCGCAGGCAUUUUUCGGGAAAGAGAAUGCGUUGCAACUUGUGUCUGGGACGGACUAUUAUGCGAAGAAGACGAAGCUUUUUGACCAUGUCGUGGGGUUCACCAAGUUUUCAGAGUUCUUAAUCGUGGCUGAGUACCUCCCGAUGAGGGGCACGCUCAACCUUCAGGUCUCACUUGAUGGACGUACGUUUGCUUCUGGGAACUUCCCCCCUGGCAUGCAUCCAGAUUCUCACGCAUACACUGUCCUUGAGUCAAGCACUAAAUCCAUCUUCCUACACAUGACCAUGAACGAAUUUCCAACGCCAUGGGGCAACAUCCUGAAAUCUAACUCCAAUGGAACAUACUUUGGGCUGUCCAUCGAUAACGUGAAUAGGAACAAUGGCGGCUUUGUCGACUUUGAGAAGCUCGUGGGGUUGGAUGGCAUUGCAAUUAUCAACAUAGUAGCCAACCCUGCGGAGGCUGCACUCACGGGACACAAGGUUCUGCAGACGAGGAUUACGCAUAAUGACGGUGGCACUUGGAAGCCGCUUCUACCCCCUUCAGUAGAUUCACUGGGUGUGAAGUACCCUUGUACAUCAGUGGGCUGUGCACUCCACGUUCACGGAUAUACAGAACGCUUCGAUGCCCGGGCAACAUAUAGCAGCCCAUCCAUCGUCGGCGUGGUGAUGGCAGUCGGGAAUGUGGGUGAAUCGCUCGCCGCCUACACUGAGAGCGAUACCUUCCUGUCCCGGGAUGGCGGGUUCACAUGGGAAGAAGUUCACAAGGACGCCCAUCUCUGGGAGUUCGGCGAUUCAGGGUCUAUCAUCGUGAUCGUGAACGAUGAGGAACCGACGGACCAUGUCCUGUUUACCACAGAUGAGGGUCUCACUUGGCGAGAAUUCAAAUUCACGACUGAGAAGAUCAGAGUGAGGGAUAUCAUGACGGUGCCAGAGGAUACGAGCCGGAAGUUUAUGCUCCUGGGUCGUUAUCCCGCGACGGCUGGCUCGGUGAUCGUACACUUAGACUUCUCAUCUCUCACGCACCGAAAAUGCCUCGUGGAUGCCGAAAACCCUGGAUACGAUGACUUUGAGCUAUGGAGCCCCAGCGAAGAAAGAGACUCACUUUGCUUGUUCGGUCGACAGACGCUCUACCAUCGCCGCAAACGGGAUGUGAACUGUGUUGUUGGAGACACACCCAAGGCACUAGACAACAUUGUACAGAAUUGUACAUGUGCGCUGGAGGACUUUGAGUGCGAAUUCAACUAUGUCCACAAUGGGGAAGGCCAAUGCGUUCUUGUACCGGGGAUGACAGCACGACCGCCCGAUGAUUCAUGUCGCAAUGGGGAAGACUACUGGUAUGAACCUACGGCGUACCGCAAGGUGGACUACUCUAGUUGUGAGGGCGGCGACCGCAUAGACCGAGGCACGCAACACUUGUGCCCUGGUAUUAAUGGCCACAGCGCGAUAUUCUGGAUGAUGGCGCUUGUCGCAUGGUGGUGGUACAGCAAGAGCGGAAUGGCGAGAGGGACGAUCCGUUUGCCCGGAGGCGACUAUUCGCAUGGGUCAGGGUCUGGUGCGAUGGCUACGCUGGCAUCUGUGCCAUGGUUCCUUCUCGGACUUGCGGGCAUCGCGUUCGAAUAUAUAGCGUCAAGCCUGGAAUCUGUAUCGAUGGGCUACCGCGCGAGGCGUGGAUAUAGGGAUGUACCUGUAGACGAGGAUGCGCAGGUCUUGCAUUUUGAGGAUGAGGAAUGAGCAGGGCACAGGUCAUACUUAGACGAGACUGCCUCGACUAUAUAUUAAUAGUUCAUACUUGUCCAUGUAGGUCAUAGCCAAUCGCUUUCCUAUGUAUUCUGGUUCUUAUUUAUCAUGGCUUCAUCCAAUGGUACUUAAUCGAGCGCA